GUGAGGCGCAGAGAUGGGGCGGCGCCCGGCGCAUUAACCAAUGGAUCGCCUCCGCUGUUUAAAUAGACUUGUAAUGUCAAUCAUUUUCUUCUUCGUCAGCCUCCCUUCAAUCGCCAUAUUGGGCAACUGAGAAAAGGGCUCGUCUUUUCUUGUUUUUGCCGUCGUCUUCUCCGUGUUCGCCCGCUUCUCCCCUCCCUCCCCCAACGACGCGGCAGCUCUGACAUCGGCGAGGUUUGCUGGCGCAGCUUGGAUCGGGGGAUCCGCAGGCUUCGCAUCAGCCUGGAAGUGGGCUCGCAUAGGGGCUUGGCUUGCCCCAUCCUUCGCUCUCCCCAGCGUACACUUGAUCUGCCCGAGACUUUCUGGUGACUAUCGGGGUUCUCUUCCCCCCUCCCCUCUCCCCGGCCUGCGUCUUAUGCAAUUGUUUGGUGUUGUCUCUUCUCGUGGAGCCGAGCUCGAGUGUAAAAAACAAAGGCACGGAAGGAAGGAUUUCAACUUAGCGACAGCCAGCCACCGCCAGAAGAAAGAGGGUGGGGGGAGAUGUCAAACGUACGUAUUUCUAAUGGGAGCCCGACCCUGGAGCGGAUGGAAGCCCGGCAGUCGGAGUAUCCAAAGCCUUCCGCUUGUAGGAACCUCUUUGGGCCGGUGCAUCGUGAAGAGUUAAGCAGAGACUUAAUGAAACAUCGCCAGGACAUGGAAGAGGCAUGUCAAAGGAAAUGGAAUUUUGAUUUCACGAAUCACAUGCCCCUGGCUGGCAGGUUCGAGUGGCAAGCGGUGGAGAAAGGGAGCUCGCCGGAGUUCUACUUCAGGCCCCCCCGACCCCCCAAAGUCGCUUGCAGAUCUGCCCCUCACGAGAGUUUGGAUGUAAAUGGAAACUGCCCAACGGUGAUUGUAGUUGGUUUUCAGGGGAACUCAGAGGACGCUCACUUUGUAGAUCAAAAAACUGAUGUAUCUGAAAAUCACACGGACUUAGCAGAGCAGUGCACUGGGCAAAGAAAACGACCAGCGACGGAUGAUUCCUCUCCUCAGCCUAAAAGAGCCAACACAACAGAAGAAGAGGUUUCAGAAGAACCCCCCAGUGCCAGUUCAGUGGAGCAAACCCCCAAGAAAUCCAGCCCAAGAAGACGUCAAACGUAAACUGUUUAGAAUUAAGAAUAUACAUUUCCUUGUUCAUCGGAUGCCUCAGUGGUUGAUGAAGGGAGGAAGAUGUAAAGUUAUAUAUAUAUAAAUAUAUAUAAAAUUAAAAUACAUAUCGUUGAUUCUCCAUGGGAUGGAGAUCCUGUACAAGCACUGAAAAAAA
Messenger RNA from Pelodiscus sinensis (Chinese soft-shelled turtle), 1297 nucleotides. Its product is annotated as cyclin-dependent kinase inhibitor 1B. Gene Ontology annotation, biological process: G1/S transition of mitotic cell cycle; negative regulation of cell population proliferation; negative regulation of cyclin-dependent protein serine/threonine kinase activity. Lineage: Eukaryota; Metazoa; Chordata; Testudines; Trionychidae. Gene Ontology annotation, cellular component: nucleus; cytoplasm. The record is from RefSeq and is a predicted model, not a curated record. Gene Ontology annotation, molecular function: cyclin-dependent protein serine/threonine kinase inhibitor activity; protein-folding chaperone binding.